Geodia barretti is the source of this 597-nucleotide messenger RNA. Lineage: Eukaryota; Metazoa; Porifera; Demospongiae; Tetractinellida; Geodiidae. The record is from the annotation of a GenBank genome assembly.
GCUCUAGGCGACUUGAAACAGCAAGAACUACUCUCUGUUCAACUCAAACAGGCUCGCUCUUCUGGUGCUGUGAACAAAACCUACCAGGUGUCGCGCGGUGCUGGCUCCGCGAGACUAGAUGACCUAGUCGCGAGACUGUUACACCCAGCAGACAGAUGCCAAGGAGCAGGCCGUUAUCACCUGCGCUCGGCUGGAGAAUAUUUACGAAGUGGAGUUUUUGAGUGUGCUAACUAUUCCAGGGGAGGCUCAAAGGAAGCCACGCUGAAGAAAAGGACCUCGAAAACACGCGCAUGCGCACACCGCUUUUCAUGUACGUGCAAGAUGAAGUUUAAGCUGUUGUAACCAGCUAAAUACAGCACACAAGGAUAUUGUAAAAGCUCAUCUGCAGAGUCCUCAGAGUUAAUUCCAGCCCUUUGCCUUCUCAGUGACAGGCUGCAAAGGCAAACAUGAUGCAUUCACAGACACUCAAAGUUGCAUUGAUGUGGUUCUGUUAGUUAGCCUUGCAAUGUAUAGUACUUACCAUGACCAUGAACAUCGGAGGAGAAGAGAGUUACAAAUGACUGAUAUUGAACUUAGAGCCAUGGCAGCCGCUGCCAU